UUCCUUCACUCCAGGCACUGCCCGCUCGCCUGGACUGCCGCGCCGCUCCCCGUCGCCUUCCAGAGGAUUGGGAAACGGGAGAGAGACGAGUGCCACGUCCGAGCAGCCGCCUUGACUGGGGAAGGGUCUGCAGCCCACCCUUGCAACUCCUUCGUGGGGACUGAGAUACCCGCGCUCCAUCCGCCUCCCUGGCUGAGGAUUUCUCCCUCCCUCGCUUGACUUGAGCCCCGUUUUCAUUUUCUCUGAGCCACCUCCUCCCCGAGUGGGGACAAUCCGGCAAAGGGAGCGAUGCGCUUCGCCUGGACCGCGCUCCUGCUCGGCCCGCUGCAGUUCUGCGCGCUGGUGCGCUGCGCUCCGCCGGCCGCGGGCCAGCAGCAGCCCCAGCGCGAGCCACCGGCGGCUCCGGGCAACUGGCGCCAGAAGAUCCAAUGGGAGAACAACGGGCAGGUGUUCAGCUUGCUGAGCCUGGGCUCAGAGUAUCAGCCACAGCGCCGCCGGCACCCGGGCGCCGCCGCCAGGGGUACCGCCAGCGCCUCCGCCCCGCAGCCGCGCACACCGAUCCUGCUGCUCCGCGACAACCGCACUGCCGCGGCUGGGGCGCGGACGGCCGUCUCGUCCGGAGUCGCCGCAGCCCGCCCCAGGCCCGCAGCCCGCCGAUGGUUCCAAGCUGGCUACUCUUCGUCCGGGGCCCGCGACUCUGGCAUCUCGCGCGCGAGUAACCAGACCGCGCCGGGCGAUGUCCCAGAGCUCAGCAACCUGCUGCCGCCCAGCCGCGUGGACGACAUGGUGGGCGACGACCCGUACAACCCCUACAAGUAUACUGAUGACAACCCCUAUUACAACUACUAUGACACGUAUGAGAGGCCCCGGCCUGGGAGCCGGUACCGUCCCGGAUACGGCACCGGCUACUUUCAGUACGGUCUCCCGGACCUGGUGCCCGACCCCUACUACAUCCAGGCGUCCACGUACGUGCAGAAGAUGUCCAUGUACAACCUGAGAUGUGCCGCGGAGGAAAACUGUCUGGCCAGUUCAGCAUACAGUGCCAGAGAUUAUGAUCACAGGGUGCUGCUAAGAUUUCCCCAAAGAGUGAAAAACCAAGGGACAUCAGAUUUUUUGCCAAGCCGACCAAGAUAUUCCUGGGAAUGGCACAGUUGUCACCAACAUUACCACAGCAUGGAUGAAUUCAGCCAUUACGACCUGCUUGAUGCCAGCACCCAGAGGAGAGUGGCUGAAGGCCACAAAGCAAGUUUCUGUCUUGAGGACACAUCCUGUGACUAUGGCUACCACAGACGAUUUGCAUGUACUGCACACACACAGGGGUUGAGCCCUGGCUGUUAUGAUACCUAUGGUGCAGACAUAGACUGCCAGUGGAUUGACAUUACAGAUGUACAACCUGGAAACUACAUUCUAAAGGUCAGUGUAAACCCCAAUUUUGUGGUGCCUGAAUCGGACUAUAGCAAUAAUGUUGUACGCUGUGAAAUUCGCUACACAGGACAUCAUGCAUAUGCCUCAGGCUGCACAAUUUCACCGUAUUAGAAAGUAAGCCAAAACUCCCAAUGGAUAAAUCAGUGCCUGGUGUUCUGAAGUGGAGAAAAGAGAUUAACUUCAGUAGGAUUUACGUAUUUUGAAAAAGAGAACAGAAAACAACAAAGGAAUUUUUGUUUGUACUGUUUUAUAACAAAACGCAUAACUGGACUUUGAACAUUUAAAUCAGCAUUAUUUGGAAAAUUUUUGAUACUUAUUAUUCACAUUACUUUGUGAAUUAACAUAUUUCACUUCAGUAGUUGCAAAUUUGGAUCUUUCAAAGAAAUCCAAAUUUCUUAUGCUCCUUUUGAAAUUAUAGUGCAAAAGAGAAAAUAAUAUUUCAAUGAAUGAGCCCAAAUUACCUGGAACUGAGAAUUUUCUAAAGUGCCGAAACUUCAGUGAAACAUAACAACAGGCUUACAUAUGUCUUUAUAUAGACUAAUUUAGAAAUGAUGGCUCCUACUGUUUAAGUAGAUAUGGUGCUGAGAAAGAAACAAACACAUUACCAUUGGUGUCAAGAACUAUUACUAUAUAGCAGACAAAUGGCAAUAUAUGUAUUCAAAUAGUUACUUCCCUAUAAAAAUUAUGUUUACAUUUUUAGAUUAGUGGAUAACUUUCCUUCUAUCAAGUGCACUAUCUCAUUCUGACUUGAGUCAACUCUUGUUUUGAAACAAAUUAAGUAAUGGAGCUGCCUGAUUCCUAUUUCAUAUUUGUCGAUGCUCUUCUACCCUUUUAUUUUCCCAUGGGAAGAGAUGUUUUAAGUGGUGUUCUUAAAAUUACCAUUCUGGGGACUGGUAUACAUAGGACAACUGUGUAACUGGGAAGUUAUUCUGAUGACAGAUGUGAUACAUCCAGAGAUAAUAGGCAUUUAGGCAUAUUAAUGUAUGAGCCAAAAAUAAAACUUCCUUGCUGACAUAAAAAUCAUACAAACAAGUCACCAAAACUGUCACAACUGUCUCUCAAACACUUUUAAAAAAAUGAAAAGCAUCUUAGAAUUUCUACCCUUCUACAUCUUUUUAAAUUUUCAACUAUUAAAAAGAAUAAUGCUAAAAAAUUUAAUUAUCCAAAAUAGAUGACAUAAAAUGUGUGCGAUACAGGAACAUCAUCCUAGGUUAUUCAGGAAUCCAUCAUACAUAUUUUUGUGUGCGUUUCUGAAAUACAGUCCAAAUUUGCAAAGCUCAUAGCAUCACAUACUUGAGGGGAUGGUGAAUAAGGGGGAAAAGUACUUUCUGUAAAACCAAGGACUGUGCUGCAUAAUGAGACAGCUGUGAUUUUAUUUUAAACUGUGAAGCCAUGUGCCACAACAGAAUUUGGAGAAUUUCUCUUUUUCGUAAAUUCAAAAGGUGCAGAAAGAAAUCAAAUUACACUUUCAAGUUAGUGGUGCUUAAGCAGACAUUUUCCCGCAUUAACCAACAUUAAAAUCUCAAGUGAGGUAUUUCCAGUGCCAGAACAUGUUAGGUAGAACUUUAAAAAUGUGUUGGCAUUCUGUAUUAUAUGUCAUAGAGUUGUAAAGUCAACACCAAUUACUAAUAAUCAUUCCACACUCACUGGGUGCAUAGUGAGGUAAGAGGGGCCAGAGAUGGACAGUAAACAGGGGCGGAUACAGCGGUACACAUGAUCCUUACCUGCCAGGGCACACACUUACCAAUAGAGAAUACAGACAGAACUCUCAUUGACAUCUAAGCUAUGGAAUAGCUGCUUUGAUGUACCUCUUUGCCUUAAAUUGCUUUUUAGUUUUAAGAUUGUUGAAUGAUCCUUUCAAAUUGUAAUCUUUUCUAAUAGAGAUAUUUUAAUAUACUUGCUUUUUUAAAAAACAAAAACUACUGUCAGUAUUAAUACUGAGCCAGACUGGCAACUACAGAUUUAAGAUCUAUCAUUUUGUUAAGAUUCUUACCCUUGUAUUAAAAACUAGCCAAUAUCAUGGCUUUUGGAUAUAUACAAGAAGACACAUUCACAAUCAUUCAUCAGGCCUUUUAUCUGUCUAUCCAUCCAUCAUCAUUAGAGAGGUUUUUAUACACCAGGCACUCACAUGCUAGGCAUUGGAACAUAAAACAGACUGUGCCUAACCUCAAUAAGUAUUAAAAUGUCAUUAUUACCCAUUAGGUUCACCUUAUUUCAUUUUUAUGAUCUAAAUAUACAUGCCUACAAAGUUUCAAUUUUAAGCACUAUUGUUCUUCAUGAUGAUAUUUUAUUUUAAAAAAUAAGUUAAAAGUUACUAAGUAUAUGCAUGUAUGUGUUUCUUAAUUAAAAAUAUAUUUCCAAUCCCUGAAAUGACUGCCUUUUAAAUAUAACAUGUACCAUUUGGUUGAUUUUGAAAAAAAACACUUUUUUUCAAUUAGGAAGCUAAAGAUUCUUACUCGUUCCUUAUGUGAACAUUCCUCCCCUCCCAUCCCUCUAAACACUCCCAAAUAACUUACAAAUAUUGAUUUAAUACUCAAUAUUUUUGAACCUCAAGGAGUCUCUUCUCUGAAUAACCAACAAAACUCACAGGUUAGCUGGUGAAGAUUAUCAGUUAAUAAAGAACAUAAGCAAGUCUUUACUAAACUCAAAAUAGAAAAUUUAAAAAAUAGGAAAUAGAAAUGAUACAAAGGAUGUUGAAGACUGAGAAGAUACUGGCUAUUAUACUACUACAGGCUGUGAGAAAAUGAACUAAUUAGGUAAAUAAUUUAGUGAGUCCACCAUAUGACAUAUUAGUGGUCUCAAUCAUGCAGACCACAAUCUGGAGUAGAUGUCCUCACCUUUGAGGCUAGGAUUCAGUCUCUCAACAGUCCCAUUACAUAUAUGAAUACACAACUUUCCUAUUUCCAGAAAAAUCUUUAUAUUUUUAUAUAAUAAUUUUAUUUACAAUUUCUAUCAUCUAAUUACUUACCAGGAAUUAUUUGUCAUAACAAUUUUUUUUUUUUUUUGCUCUUUAAAACCUCAUAGGAUAG
Molecule: messenger RNA, 4454 nt
Organism: Cynocephalus volans (Philippine flying lemur)
Lineage: Eukaryota; Metazoa; Chordata; Mammalia; Dermoptera; Cynocephalidae
Gene: LOX
Product: lysyl oxidase
Exons: 7
Coding region: 289-1536 (415 amino acids)
Biological process (GO): peptidyl-lysine oxidation; collagen fibril organization
Molecular function (GO): protein-lysine 6-oxidase activity; copper ion binding
Source: RefSeq, a predicted model, not a curated record